Phanerochaete carnosa HHB-10118-sp is the source of this 2541-nucleotide messenger RNA. RefSeq lists its product as uncharacterized. Lineage: Eukaryota; Fungi; Basidiomycota; Agaricomycetes; Polyporales; Phanerochaetaceae. The record is from RefSeq and is a predicted model, not a curated record. The transcript has 3 exons. The coding region runs from base 1 to 2541 and encodes 846 amino acids.
AUGCCUCCUUCGCCAAAUGAAUGGAUGGAUCUGACAAGCAUUCCCACUGAAACAUUUUUCGAUCAUUUGUAUUUUUUAAAGGAGAGAACACCUGCCGAGGACCGGGAUCACACCCAUGUUCAGUUCGCCCUCGCAGGUCGAUACAAGCAGCCAGAUGGAAGAACACUGCUCGUCAAACUUGAUACUCCACCGGCAGUCGCAAAUGGGGUCGAGAAGAUCCGCCGUCUGGGUGCUAUGCUUGGAACCUCCCGCAAGUUCCCAUGCAGUUUAGCAAUGGACGUGCUGAGGCUUCCGCACCCAAAGUGGGAGCUGAACAACGAACAAGAUCUCACUAAAGACUUCACUAAUUCAUACGGAGCAUACAGCAAUAUUCCUUUGCAGAAUGUUCCUCACAUAUCAUUUGCUCUUGGCUCAGCAGAUAACACAAAGGUGUUCACAUGGCUAUGCUUACCGGAACUCUAUUACAAAGGCUGCUCCCCUCGCAUACUCAGGACAGAUCUCUACCACCUCUACCUCACUGCGCUUCACCCGGCUUAUGAAGCGAGCAUUCCAAACCUCACUCCGCUGCCUAAGGUGACCAAAGUUGAAGACUUUGUGUCCUUAUCCACUUCUGCAUUCGAGGAGUUUUCCUGCAGCCUCACAGUUGAAGAAGACUCGCUAUCAACUUUCACCGAAACUCUGUUCCACUGUAUGGACGCAGACGACAUAUUUCGCGGCGCGUACUUCGUGCAUCACGUUAGCCCACGGACUAUUGAGCAUUGUCCUACUAGUCAACGUGAGCGGAACAAUGCAUGGUUGGAGGCAAGAGGUGCACUGGAUGAACUGCCAAUGGACAAGGACAUCGAUGGCUGGGAAGGGAAUGUACAGCUUCUCUUCCGAAAGCCAGGUGCUGUCCUGCUGUGGCAGCACGAUGCAAUCAAGACGGUCUUAAACUACCUGCUCCCUGAUAUGGAUGAAGAGGAGAUCGCCAACCUCGUAGAUGAGCGGAAGUCAUCAUCUGCAGCAGCUACAUUCACCUUCGGAAACACCAUUGUCAAUCUGUCCUCUGCUGGUCUCCCUAUCACCCGCCUCGAGUUUCAUACCAAGGACUACAGCACGGCCCCAGCUGGAUGGAGAACCUUCGGAACUGAUGAUACGUUUCCUUCGCAUCUGGCUGUCUGUCGUCAGUCUGCUACAAAGGCGCAGAAAACAUGCUUUCAGUUUGCUACUGCCGACUCACCUACUGGUGAUGUUGAAUGUCGCCUUACUGUCCACGGGAAGCUCGAAGGACUCAAGAACACUUUGUCCUCUACGCCUGCUAGCAGCAGCCUGUUCUACGAAAUAAGCAAACGGGGCUGGUGGAGAUUCCGUGGUACCCGCAUCUUCGCAGCAAACAUAGUGCUGAAAAGCCUCAAAAUAACACCAAAAGAUGCUCGCGUUUGGCCCACAGUUUUAGGACUGGCUGCUAUCGCAAUCCACAUUAUCAACACUUGUAUUCAACCACAAGUCGAAAGCGCUGCCCUACAUCAGACUUUGUACGACGCGGCCUAUCAGAUUGCUCCAGAUGCCAGCAACGCGGUGGAAGCAGAUUGGGCCGAGGCUGCCGAAACCCUCGAACCAUUUGUCGAGCAGCGUGGAGCCUAUUUUAUGGCUGAUGUAAUGAAGAAUCUCCACGAUGAAGGACGAGGCUAUUUUCUACGCUUACCACAGUCGUACGCGGAGCUUGCAAGCGGGUUGGUGGACAUAUACAACCAACAAUCAAUGAGCGAUUUGCGCCGUGAGUUUGGAUUAGGAUCUCAUCAAACACACAUUAUCAUCGCUCCAAGCAUCCAUCGACUGUCCAAAGGAAGAGACACAGCUCUGGUGCAGCACACUUGGCAGAGGCCCCUGCCUCCUCCACUGACAUUUGAACUUGCCGACGUGGAUAUCCGGAUCCGUUCUGUUACUGCUCUGACCGGAGUCGACGCCCGCGACAACGAAGACGAGGAAUACGACAGGCUAGAUGAUAUGCUGCAAGGAACACUUAUCGAUAUUCUCAAUCGGAUCUACUUGCAGCUUUGCCACGAUCUCAUGGCCAAGUCACCGAACGCGCGCGGUGGGGGAGCAUAUACCACAGUAACUCGCCAAGAGCUUUUUUCUAUCCCACCCGGACUCUACCUCCAGCCUGAAUUACCCUUUGAACGGAUAUGCAUCGAACUCUGCGACCGCGACGAAUGGAUCAGGACCGUGCACAACCUCCUACCGAGAAAGGGGUACAUUACUCCUCCAAAGGCUAUGGCAUACCCAAAAAGCACAUACUACAAGGCAUGGAUUGCACUCUUGGACCGUAUGAACCCCUCACACGCGGCAUAUGUGACGAAGAAAAUGCGAGCCGAAAUUUCCAAAUUCUUAUGGCUACCAAAAAAUGACAAAAACUCCAUGUGGAUCACACAAUCCAACCAUCCAACCAGGAGCAUUACCUUGGGAGAUGAAGAUCGUCGAUCAUGCCCAGUCCUCGUUGUAAAUCCCAUCUACGUACACAGUGUAGAGGAGCUGGGCAGAUUUGUGGCACGCGACUUAUAG